Messenger RNA from Lichtheimia ornata, 2148 nucleotides. RefSeq lists its product as uncharacterized. The transcript is spliced from 13 exons. Bases 1 to 2148 code for a protein of 715 amino acids. Lineage: Eukaryota; Fungi; Mucoromycota; Mucoromycetes; Mucorales; Lichtheimiaceae. The record is from RefSeq and is a predicted model, not a curated record.
AUGGAAUUCAGUAAUGCCGUCGAUCGUUUGCACAUUGCCCUGAAACAGAUCUUUGAACGAAAGGCGAAAAAGAACCCUCAGAAAAAGUCAUGGAGCACCGCAUCGCUGAUUCCUUGGUCUUGGGUGGCUGUAUCACUCGCAAAGCUUCAUACCGAGUACGCUACAGGCUUGACCGAUACGAUCGCUCUUGGACAGCUUGAAUUGCAAUGGGAAAAUGCGUUCUUCAAAUACACCAAGGGCCUGAGCACAAACUACAGCACCAUUCAAGCAGUAUACGACUAUCGACAACCUGUUGCCUUGGAAGUGGUCGUCAAGGAAUGGAAGCUUAUCCCUGGAUCUGAGAUCUAUCUCGUUACUGUGGCUGACAACAUAUCGUACAUGGUGCUGGACAUGUAUAUGCAUCCCAAGUUUAAUCAAUGGCUAUCGCAGGCGAGGCCUUCAUUACAAAACAAGGAUCCACUUCUCAGGAACCGCACGCUACGGAUGUAUUGUGAACCAAAGAUCAACGCACCACAGCAAUCACAUUACAACAACAAGGAUGUGGAUCGACUAUUGCGAGUUGCACGUGUACCACCAACACAGCUAUUGAUGUUUGUCCUGGAGCCUCGAGAUGCAUCCUUUAUCCGCCAAGAAUUCACUGAAGAUCUUCGCAAUGUGAUACAACAUGCACAUCAACCAGAACCAAAAGCUCACAAGCUCUGGCUUAAGAUCAUUCAUAUUGAAAGACAAGAGCAUGUUGCACCAAACGCUGGUGAUGGCGAGGAAAGCAAGCUACGGCGAACCGAUAUCUUUGUAGUCGAUAUGACCAACGACAAUGAUCCUGCCGUGUUAUCACUUUAUGAUACCCAAACACAGCUAGCUGGCAUGCUAGGCCGAGGUGAUUACAUUGGCUUGUUCAACCCUGGAUUCCCUUACGCACGGACCGAGAGCCAACAAUCCCGAUCCGACAUUGUAUUCGAGUACACUGAAGACACUGUUUUAUUUUACAUGUCUGACAAGGAUGCAUUGCAAGCGGGUGUACACAAGGUGGAGCAUGAUGGCUCAAUCAGCAACAGCUUCAACGAUAGUGCAAAUGAUUUAUGGAAACAGCUUGGCUCCAGCAGCAAAAUUGGCAUCAUGGAACGGGAUGAGGAAGGAUUCAUGGAUUGUGCCACCUAUCAUGAUCGUAUCUAUAUCCAAGACUUGCAACCGUGCAUGCUCAACAUUACAAUACUGGGUCGUGUCAUUGCUAAUCCGUUCUACAAGGAUCCCGAGAAAAAGACACGAAUGGAUCGUUAUGCUAUGCGGAUCAAGGAUUCCACGGGGAAAACGGAUGUGACAUUAUGGGAGCAAACGGGUCGAAGUGCAAGAAAGCUGCAGCCUGGUCAUUAUGUAUUGCUGACAGGUCUCAGCACAUCCAACUUGCAUAAGGGUCCCAAAGGUCCGAUUUGGUUCAUCAAUGGGAGCGUCAUGUGCGGCACUCAAGUCUACAAUAUUUCCAAGAUCAAGGCGCUGUUAUCAAGUAGUUGUUUGAGAAGCGUGAUGCCAUUGGAUGCAUUGGGUGCUGAAGGACAAUGGCAGGUGGAUAUACUCGUGACAGGAUGGACUUUGCGUACCCAAAAGCACGUGUUGCUAUCAAAUGAAAACGAUGAAUGGCGUAGGCGCGAUACACCAGCAGACGUAGUCAUCUAUGACGCUCAUUCAGCGUGCCGACAACCGAUUCAAAUACGAAAUGGCGACAGCGGCUCGGGGAAGAAGCAGCAGCGCGUGUGCGAGUUUUGCAAAUGUCCAGUGCCAGAGAGUCGAAUUAUACAAGCAUUUCGUAGCAAGCCAUCCGUGGCCACCACCACCCAAGACGAUAUUGGAUGGAUUGAAUGGCAACUUGACGAUGGUGGUGAUCGUACGAUUAUGAGCUAUGGUUGCGACGAGGACUUUUUGGGUGUCUCAGCUGAGAAGUUUAAUCGCAUGUCACACGAGGAACAGAUUGCGCUGUUGGACAGUGUCCUUGGAAGACCUAUGCUGUGCUCCAUUUCAACAACGGGACACAACAAUUACCGCAUUGAUCAAGUCGCUCCAAGAAACCCAACAUCACACGAAUGUAUUGAAGCAAUGGCUGCCAUUACUACUACUACCACCACUACGAGGAGCAUAAAUGAUAUUGCCUUAUAA